GCUCGGAGGACAGUUACGGCUCCGCCUUGGCUUUAUUAGGAGCGCUGGGAGGCGAGCCAGCCCUGCCGAGGCGCCCAGGCGAGCGAGCGAGCGAACCCCCGGCCCUGCCAACCCAGCUGCACCUCGCCCCACCCUGGCCAUCUCCUGCCCGUCCGAGGGGUGCAGUAGCCGGAGCCCGCCCAGUGAAGCUCGACCAGGCAGUCGGAGCAGCCCCAGCCCAGUUCGGGCACCCAGCAGCGGCGGGCCGGUCCAGCCAGAGCCCAGCGGAGGCAGCGGCACCAGCACCGGCAGCGGCAGCGGCGGCCCCGCUCAGUCCUGAGCCUAGUCCCGAGCCCGACGGCGGCAGCAGCACCAGCAUCAUGCCCGGCGUGGCGGCGGCGCUGCUGGGGCUAUGCGCCUUGGCGCUCUGUGGGCAGCCGGCUCUCUCGCAGACCAUGGGGACAAACACUCCACCAGAGGAUCUCGAUGGUUCUGGUGAUGAUGACGAUGCAUUCUCGGGCUCUGGGGCAGGGGCCUUGCUGGAGACGUCAGUUUUGGACCCGAGACUCAUAUCGAGGAAGACGACAGUGCUCACCACGACCUUGACCGCUGCUCCUGCUGGGCCCACACACACCAGCCCAGGGGAAGCAUCCCCAACUGGACAAGAAACCUCAGGAGAGGCAUCUGUGCUCCUGGCUGGAAGGGGGCCUGAGGCAGAGCCUGCCCCCAACCAUGAGCCCACCCACUCAUCUCCUGCAGUGACACUCCCUCCCACCACCCACCAUCCUUUGACAGUGGGAGUGACCGUGGCCUCAGAUCCUGGUGUGGUGCACCCAAGGGUGUCUGCAACCGAGUCCCCGAGCUCUGGAGAUGAAGGCCCCUCGGCCAGUGUUCCUCCAGGGAACGACCAGACAGACAAUGGCUCAAGUCAGCAUCUAGGAGAGGAGAGCUCAGGAAGUGGGAGUGAUGACUUCACCUUUGCCCCCUCCGGAGAGAAACCUAUCCCGUCACUGGAGGAGAACAAACUUCACCCAGAGGUGUUGGACUCUGAGGCCACAGGAGCCUCGCAGAGCAUCCUGGACCGGAAGGAGGUUUUAGGAGGAGUCAUCGCCGGCGGCCUCGUGGGCCUGCUCUUUGCUGUCUUCCUGGUGGGAUUCAUGCUGUACCGGAUGAAGAAGAAAGAUGAAGGCAGCUAUUCCUUGGAGGAGCCAAAGCAGGCCAAUGGCGGUGCCUACCAGAAGCCUCAGCGGCAGGAAGAGUUCUAUGCUUGAGGGCCUGGCGGCUCCUGGAGAAUGGCGGAUGUUCCUCCCCUUCCCUGGCUGCCUCACCCCCUUGCACACAGACCCUCAACCGUCUCUUCCACUCAGGACUUGGAGCCCGGAGUCUCCCGCACGCCUGGCUGUGUCUCCAGUUUUGGCUCUGGCCUGGUCCACUCUGGACCAGAGCUCAUCAAAGGCCAGAGCAUAGACUCUACAGCCUAGGCUGGGUCUCUAUAUGCCAGCUUGGGGUGGGGUGGGGUGGGGGACAGGAGGGAAGACUUACAUGUGACCUUUCAAAAAGAAUGAGACUUUACUCCCUGGUUCUUCCAACAUUGGCCUUGCCAGCUGGCCUCCCUCCCCUUCCUCAGUCCCGCUCCUCUCCCUUCCUCAGCCCCCCUUCCCUUGCUCUGGCCCCACCCUUGCU
This is a messenger RNA of Trichosurus vulpecula (common brushtail), 1662 nucleotides long. RefSeq names its product syndecan 1 (gene SDC1). Bases 360 to 1250 code for a protein of 296 amino acids. NCBI's taxonomy places the organism in Eukaryota, Metazoa, Chordata, Mammalia, Diprotodontia, Phalangeridae. Gene Ontology annotation, biological process: cell migration. The transcript is spliced from 5 exons. The record is from RefSeq and is a predicted model, not a curated record. Gene Ontology annotation, cellular component: cell surface; membrane.